AUGUACUCUUGGAUUCUCCUCUUUCUCCUCGCCAAUUUCUUCUGGAUCCAUAUCGACGCCGUGGAGCAAGUGACGCUGACUCCCGAAGGAAGACAAGUGGCCGCAUGGGUGAUUGUACUGGGUGUGAUCGGAGGGAUCGCCGUGUCCGCCUCGAUAGCCGGCGGGAUUUUUAUGAUGAAUCGGAGACGGGCGAACGAGGUUUUGGUGGUUCGAUAA
Caenorhabditis remanei is the source of this 216-nucleotide messenger RNA. RefSeq lists its product as uncharacterized. Lineage: Eukaryota; Metazoa; Nematoda; Chromadorea; Rhabditida; Rhabditidae. The transcript has a single exon. The record is from RefSeq and is a predicted model, not a curated record. Bases 1 to 216 code for a protein of 71 amino acids.